This is a messenger RNA of Zea mays, 1803 nucleotides long. RefSeq lists its product as uncharacterized. Gene Ontology annotation, molecular function: N,N-dimethylaniline monooxygenase activity; flavin adenine dinucleotide binding; NADP binding. NCBI's taxonomy places the organism in Eukaryota, Viridiplantae, Streptophyta, Magnoliopsida, Poales, Poaceae. The transcript is spliced from 6 exons. The record is from RefSeq and is marked provisional. Bases 891 to 1514 code for a protein of 207 amino acids.
AGUGCUCCGAGCCGUCACGCCACCAAUCCCCGACCAGAGUCCAAAUUACUUCCCGCUCCGAAUUCCGAUGCCGCGCACGGUGGCCGUGGUCGGCGCGGGCGCUGCAGGGCUGGUGGCCGCGCGCCAGCUGCUCCGCGAGGGCCUCGACGUCGCGGUCUUCGAGAAGUCGGGGCGCGCGGGGGGCACCUGGGCGUACGACCCUCGCGCAGACGCCGACCCGCUGAGCCGCGACCCGGGCUCCCCCAGCGCUGUGCACGGAAGCCUCUACGCGUCGCUGCGCACAAACCUGACGCGCGACCUCAUGGGCUUCUCGGACUUCCCGAUGGCCGGCUGGGUGUUCGCGGGCGACGCGCGCGCGUUCCCGGGCCACCAGGAGGUGCUCGCGUUCCUCGACGCCUUCGCGGAAGAGUGCGGCGUCGCCGCCCGCGUCAGGCUCCGCUCCGAGGUGCUGCGCGUGGCGGGGGCGCCCCUCGGCCAGCGGGGGCGCCCCUCGGCCAGCGGGAGCGGUGGGCGGUCUCGUGGCGCCGCGAGGACGGCGAGGUGGCGGAGGAGGUGUUCGACGCCGUCGUGGUCUGCAACGGCCACUGUACGGUGCCCAGGGUGCCCGGCAUUCGAGGUGCCUGCCAUCUCCUAGUUUCCCUCUUUUGUUUCUCAUCCAAUACAAUGGAGUUUCGAGGUGCCCGGCAUCCAAUGCUUGUGUCACAGGAAUUGACAAUUGGAGCGGGAAGCAGAUUCACAGCCACAAUUAUCGCACCCCUGAACCGUUUCGGGAUCAGAACGUUGUCGUUGUAGGAUUCUCGACCAGUGGAAUCGACAUUGCUUCAGAGAUCUCACGUCUCGCCAAGGAAGUGCACGUAGCAGACAGGUACUCCAGGGACAGGCUGGGAAAGAUGGCGCUGUACCAGAAUGUCUGGAUUCACGCAGAGGUGGACUGCAUCCAGGAUGACGGCAAAGUCCGCUUUGCUGAAGGUUCCGUGGUGGAUGCGGACGUUAUUCUUUACUGCACAGGGUAUCGCUACCAUUUCCCGUUUCUCGACCUGGAUGGGCUCACCGUCGACGACAACCGUGUCGGGCCACUGUACAAGCACGUCUUCCCCCCAAAGUACGCGCCGAACCUGUCAUUCGUUGGUCUACCAGUCAAGACCAUCGUCUUCCAGGAGCUGGAGCAGGAAGCCAAGUGGGUCGCGGCCGUGCUGUCGGGGCGGGCCACGCUGCCAAGCGAGGAGGACAUGAUGGCGUCCGUGAGGAGCCAUUACCAGCUGAUGGAGGAGGCCGGGAGGCCGAAGCGCCACACGCACGCACUGGCAGCUCAGUGGGCAGAGCACAUGAACUGGCUCGCGGACCAGGUCGGCGAGCCUCCAGUGGAGCCGUGGAAGUGCGAGGUGUUCGAUAAGGUACUUGCGAGCAUCUUGGCGCUCGACGAGGCCUACCGAGAUCGCUGGGAACAAGAGGAGGACGGUGGCUCCAGUGGGCAUCAGGAAGGCAUUAGGAUCAGAGCGAGCUCCAUCAUGUAACGGAACCUGAACGGUUGCGGCAACCUGACGCCGUCGUAUCCUGAUUUUACUCUCGUGAUACUUCACUUCGUUGUGAUCUUCACUGAAACAAUUUGCCACCAUACAACGGGAAUAAAAAAACUAUUUAGGGCUUGUUCGGUUAGCUCUCAAUCCAUAUGAAUUGAGUGGGAUUGGAUGUGUUUGAAUCCCGAAUAAGUCAAACUUAUUCUUAAUUUUUUCCAAUCUCAUCCAAUCCAUGUGUAUAGGGAAUAACCAAACAAGACCUUAUUAUUUUUGUUUAGGAGUGAAU